GAAGUAGUUCCAACCACUAAAGUACUAUGACGUCAGCCUCUCUGCUAGCCACACUCUUUGUGGCGUAUGUUAUCUGGCACGGUGAUGUCUCUGUGGAAGCUAUCUGCGACAGUCUUAAUCUAGGAACGCGAAUCACCGACAAAGUUGCUCUCAUUUCGAGUAGUGAUGACAUUGGGCUUCUUGUAGUGACAUCGAACAAAAUGGACGGCUUCACACCUCUUCCUGUGUCGUCGUGGGGUGUGUUCUACGUGGUGGUAACCCACUGCGUCUUCCGGGACGAGAUUUGCCAGAUCGUUGUGGUGGCAUCUAAAGACGCGGAUGUGACUGUUGACAUACCGAUGGAACACCAAGGCACGCUGACAUCUCAGCGCUCGUACAAGACUCAGGAGAACCUGACAAACAGCUUGACUGCAGGACAAGCUUGGCAAAUACAGAGACGGGUUGAUUUGACUGGAACAACCAUCACCUCAAAUGUGCCAGUAGGCGUGUUAGCUGGGGCUGCUACUGCUCACGUAGGCAACAAUGAAACUCAAGGUGGUUUCAUGGAGCAUCUUCCGCCUGCUACACAAUAUGGAACCGAGUUUAUCGUUUUUCUCACUCCGAACAGAGUGGAAGACGUAAUGCGCAUAGUCGCUCUCCUGCACAACACCAAAGUUCACAUUACGGAGACAGAGAGGAGUCGUAGGUUUGAGCUCAAGGCUAGACAGUAUAUUAGCAGUACCAUAACGGGACAUGUUGUUCACGUCGAGUCCACCCGUCCCAUCGUUGUGGCAAAGUUUUCACAAAGUGGGAAGGAACAUAAAUACCCAACUAUGACGUACAUCAGUCCGACAGCAUUGCAUUCAAAAGAACCUAAGAUUUACGUUCCUGGUAAUCCUAAUCUGCCAUCCGUCUCGGAAGUGAAAAUUGUAGUUGUUACACAGAAGAAGUAUCUCAGCUGCCUUGAGGGGCAUGUCGACCAUAUGCUUGAUCAGUACGAGCUAAAUGUAACAGAUUACAUAGUUGCUCACUACAGAGAACCUUACCUGCCCAGUCCCCUGCCAAUGCCUGUCAGUUGUACGGACAAGCAUACACUAAUGACGCAUGCGCCGUUCGCUGUGUAUCUUUUCAUAGAAAGAGACAAUGGCACAACGCAAGUGUCUGUUGCUCCAGGCUCUGGAGUCAUCAACCCGGCAUGUGAAGAGACUGUCAACGAAAGUGAGGGCCUCUUCAUGAAUCAAGAUUGCUUCACACUCACAAAAGAAGAUUGUUCGCAGAGCAACAGCGAAGCUGGCGACAGAGACAGUUACGGCCUUGAAUUUACCUUUCUUAUCCCGGAACAUUACAAACUGCCCGAAGAAGUAGCUGCCAGUACUAUCUAUCUUCUGGUUACAAAACGAUCAAAUGAAACGGUGAAUUUCACCGUCUCCACUCCAUUAGGUACGAAGUCCAUGACUUACACCAUGGCCCCUGAGAAAGACACAGAGACUGUUGCUGACUUCCCGCGUUCUACGCUGGCCUUAGGGUCAAGGAUCACAAAUCGCACUGUGAGGGUCGAGGCCACAGGAGAGGUAUCUGUGGUCCUUUUAGUGGUCGGCGAAGGUCAGGGCACACCCAGUACACUGACUGCUCGCCUGCUGCCUGAUGACGUGCAAGGUCAUGAAUACUACGUUGUUACUCUCUAUCAAGAGGAAAAGGACAGUCAAAUACAAGAUGCCCACAACAGAUGGGAUCGGCCGAUCGGGCCGAUCGGGCCGAUAGCCCGACUCGGUCGUCUCAAAAACAAACGUUUUCAGUUUCAGGCGACCGUGUCGGGCGAUCCGCCCGAUCCAGUAGUAGUGGGCAUCCCGUAUAAGAAACGCGGUUCAAGAGACGGGGUGAGUAAUUUUCGGGAUCACCUGCUGUACGUGGAGACGUGA
Messenger RNA from Aplysia californica (California sea hare), 1898 nucleotides. RefSeq lists its product as uncharacterized. The record is from RefSeq and is a predicted model, not a curated record. NCBI's taxonomy places the organism in Eukaryota, Metazoa, Mollusca, Gastropoda, Aplysiida, Aplysiidae.